Molecule: messenger RNA, 2715 nt
Organism: Apus apus (common swift)
Lineage: Eukaryota; Metazoa; Chordata; Aves; Apodiformes; Apodidae
Gene: SLA
Product: Src like adaptor
Exons: 8
Coding region: 171-1004 (277 amino acids)
Molecular function (GO): protein binding
Source: RefSeq, a predicted model, not a curated record
ACUUCACAACACACUCACUCGACCGGCUGCUCCUCGACUUGAUCAGCUCAACCUUGCUGGCAGCACGAGAGCAGUACUAUGACUACAGCUUUUUUGAGAAAUACUGCAACCUGGAAUAUCAUGCCUAGCAUUUAAAGUUCUGAAGAGUUUUGACAGAAUUUGAGAGCACAAUGGGAAAUACCGUGAAAACGCCGAGAGCCUCCGAAGAAACAAAUGUGCCCAGCGAAAUGGGUCAGGAGAGUGAUUUCCUUGCUGUCCUCUAUGACUAUCCCUCAGCAGACAUAAGUCAACCUAUAUUUCAUGUAGGGGAAAAACUACGUGUGCUAUCAGAUGAAGGAGGCUGGUGGAGAGUUCAUUCCCUUACGACAGGUCGAGAAAACUAUAUUCCAGGAAAAUAUGUAGCUAAGGUUUACCACGGCUGGUUAUUUGAAGGGCUGGGAAGAGAAAAAGCAGAGGAACUUCUACAGCUUCCCAACACCAAGGUCGGCUCCUUCAUGAUCAGAGAGAGUGAAACUAGGAAAGGGUUAUAUUCCUUGUCAGUGCGACACAGCCAAGUGAAACAUUACAGGAUCUUCCGCCUUCCAAACAACUGGUACUACAUCUCUCCACGGCAAACCUUUCAGUGCCUUGAAGACCUUGUGAAUCACUACUCAGAAGUUGCUGAUGGCCUCUGCUGUGUCCUUACAACACCUUGUCUCACCCAGUGCACCAACAACAGCGUGAUGAACCCAGUUCCUCCCGUGGUGAUGCGGAAUAAAAACUUCAGCUGGAGAAACAUUCACAGGCUGGAGGUGACUGAAGAUACUGAAAGCACCCUGGCAGCAAUGGAUGAUCCUUGUCUCAGCUAUGGCCUGAGGGAAAGUAUUGCUUCCUAUCUCUCCUUAACAGGGGCUGAAAAUGCUUCUUUUGCAAGUGCCAGAAAGAAGAAAGCCCAAUCUUUUAUACACAUUGGGAGCAAACAGAAGAGUACCCUUCACUUGCCACCUACCUACUAUGAAGACUAAAAAUAAGACACCCAGGGGAAAAUCCCAACUAACUGAGGGGUUAGAAGAGAAACCCAGAGCAUCUUGUGAUCUUGCAGUCCAUGGACAGCUGAGAGAUACAAGUUCACUGGCUGGUGAUCAAACGUUGACAAUGCUUCUGCAUCUUCUCUUCUGAAUGCUAACAAGAGACAUAGCACCAUAGACCAGGUGCUAUGUCAGCCAUGGUAGAUGCUGGGAAUGUCCCUAGUCCACCUGAAAUUAAAACCUGCUCACAAACAGGAUAAACUGAGAUAGACUCUAAGUCAAGAGCAAAGUGAGGCAGAUGACUCUUCAUUAGGGGUGAUGCCCACCAAUGUACAAAGGUGACUGCCUAGGGAAGGACUAACUACAACUCAAGACCAUAUAUGAAGUCUUACCCUGUUAUCCUCCACAAGGCUGAAAACCAUCUUUACAUAAACUACCUACACUGAGAAAAGGAGUCUUUUUCUUCUCUAUAUAGAAUUAUUCAUUGCCAUUGACAGUUGGUCAGAAAGUUGUCAACACCCCAAGAGAGUGUCUAACAUCUGGCAUCCGAGAAACACCUGAUUAUAUCAACUCCAUACUUCUGUCAUUUUUACCUUUAAGGGGAAAAAAAAAAUACUUUCUAAGUGGCAUUUAAUUCAACUGCUGGUGAUGGCCUGAAGUGUCAGAAAAUCAGGAACAGGCUUAACUCACUGAAAAAUGCAGUUCCUGCUUAGUUCUGAUCUGGGAGUACAGGCAUAUCCAAAAGCACAACUCAGCUGCUCAUAGCCUAGCAGACAGACAACAGGGCAAAAGGUUUUAAAAUUAAAAGUACAAUGUGCUAAUAUCAUGCCUAACUGCAAAGGUACACUUGCAAAGGUGUGAUUGUUUAUGUAUAGAGAACCAGAUUUUAGCCUCAUGUCCUGAAAGCACCCCCAUAUUUAUGUGUAAUAUCUAUAUUAAUAGACGCUUUUGAAAAAACAAUUAAACUAAGAGCAAAUCAGCAAGAGUGGAUGUUAAAUAGUUUUCUGAAUUUCUUGUCUGAAGAGACUUACGGCAAAUAGUAACAACAUUCCAAAAAUUGCUUAAAGUUUGUAACUGGGUUAUCUGGAAUUCACAGAGUCUAGAUUUUUUUUAUGCAUAUGUAUUCUUUUCUAAGUUGUAAAUGAGCAGAUAGCAUGGUCCUUUGAACCUGACUUGUGGUUGCUUUCUCAAUCAAGUAGUCACUAACAUCUGAGAGCAUAAAAUGCUGCAAUCUAUGUUCUCUACCUGAGAUCUUUUCAGACUACUAUUCUGUGAUACCUUUUUGCACAGAUUUGAGUAAUGAGGGUUUGGAAAGAUAGGGAAUUGCAUUUAUAGAUGUGUAUAUAUAUAUAUAUAUUUUUUUUUUUUUUUUUUUCCUCUGUAAAUACCUCUUAGCACAAUUCUGUGUGCUCUUCAGAUCUUGUGACAGAUCAUUUGCACUAGCAAGAGAGAUUCAGAGAUCAAAAUAAUUCACAGACUAUUUAAAUACAUUUCAGGUCCUAAAGGAUGAAUGUAAUUUGGCUGGUAAACAUUGAAAACCACAAAGCAAAAUGAACUCAGGAACUCUAGGCACUUGUAUGAUCUCAUUACUGUUUGUGAUCAUUAAUAUGUUAUGGUGGCUGCAUUUUAUCCAGUGAAAUGUAUAUGGGGAGCAUUACAGAUUUCUAAGUCAUUAUUUGUAUUUAUUCAUUAAAAUUAUAUCCAGUAA